GCUGAUAUGCUCACACACGUACAGCCCCCACAGGGCCAACAGGGGGAGGCUGCCACACCGGGCGACGUCGGGCCCCCGGCUGCGAUGGGGCUGGCCGCGGACUCCGUGGAGCCCUACAGCGUGCAGACGGAGCCCGUCGACCUCUCCAUCAAUAAGUCGAGCCGGAGUUCGCCCGCGGCCUCCGCCACCGCCCGGCUCAACCACACCAAGGCCGGCCACACGUUACCGCCGCGGCCGCUGCCGCCGCCACCGCCGUCGUCGUCCGUCUCGUCGGCGUUAUCGCUGCUGACCUCGUCCUGCUCCUCCUCCUCGUCGCCGUCGUCGGUGACGUGCCAGUCGCUGGCGCUGUCGGCGCUGCCUGGCACGGCCGCGGUGCUGGCCACGCCGACGGGAGCCGGCCUGGUGCGGGUGUUCCACGCGCGGCUCGCGGUUGGAGCCCACCCCCUCGCGGUGGCGGUGGGGGGGGCGACGGCUCCACCGCCGCCGCCGCCACCGCCUCCUUCCGUCGGGGGGGGUGCCGGCGGCGGCGGGCCCGGCGCUCGGCGCGUGCCGCUCGUGGUGCAGCCGGUGCCCGUGGUGUACACCGCGGCCGUGCGCAGCCACCCCGGCGUGUCCAUCGCCGUGCCCGUCAUCGAGGAGCACGCCGCACCACGGCAAGAAGAGGGUGCGGGAGCCGAGGCUGGGAUCCGCGCCAUCAAAAGCGAGAGUGGCAGUGAAGACGAGAUGACGUCCCUGGUGGCAGACGAGGCGCGCUCCUCUCUCUCGCAAGACGCCCAGGGCAUCAAGAGGUCGGGGAGCCCCGAGUCGCCCGACUCGAAGAGGAGGAGGAUUCACCGCUGCGAGUUCGACGGCUGCGACAAAGUGUACACCAAGAGCUCGCACCUCAAGGCUCACAUGCGCACGCACACAGGCGAGAAGCCCUACCGCUGCACGUGGGACGGCUGCACGUGGAAGUUCGCGCGCUCGGACGAGCUGACGCGGCACUUCCGCAAGCACACGGGCGUGAAGCCCUUCAAGUGCGUGGACUGCGAGCGCUCCUUCUCGCGCUCCGACCACCUCGCGCUGCACCGCAAACGCCACAUGUUGGUGUGAGGGCCCCGGGGGGGGGAGGGAGGGGGUGCGUGGCCUCCCCCCCCUGUGUGUGGCGAGGCCCUGCGGGUGAGGCCCUGUGGGAGUUUUAUGGGGCCUGCGUGAAGUAGCAAGGGUCAAGGUUGAGACCUGGCUUUGACGCACUCGGUUUCAUCCCAGAGUUUGAGGCCUGGGGUUGAGGCGUGGGAUUUAAGCCCCGAGGUUUGAGGCGUGGGUUUUGAGGCCCUGGCGUGAGGCGUCGGAGGAGUCGUGGUGGCAAAGCAACAGGAGGAGGAGGCGGAGGGUUGGUGGAUGUUGGAUGGACGUUUACACCGGUGCAGGUUGUGCGCGUCUGGUUUGUGUCCGCGCGCACUCACAUGCUUGCACAAGUCCUGCCGCUUUCAACGCACUCACACGUGUACACGAGCUUGCACUCAUAAGCGCCCACCUACACGCGCACCGGCUCACACAUGCAGACGCAUGCACGCAAGCGCACACACAGUGACUUACGCGUGUGCACGUGCGUGCACGACUUCAUGGUGACCAACACACCAAACGCAACAGAUACACUCACACACUCGAUGCUCUCGCCACGUCUCGCGCACGCAAAAUUGCACGAUGAACACACCACAUCAAACAGACAUUGGUACCAUUGGAGGGUGGAUACAUUUUGGUGGUACCAAUUUCUCCAUGUGGCCAAUAAAUGUGAAUUUACACACGAUAGCAUUUUCCUACUGUUUUCACAUGAACAUAUCAUCUGUGUUAUUAGGGGCGUAACGAUGAAAUCGAUCGAUACGGACUAUUAUCGACUCUAAAACUCAAGGUACAGGCAUCAAAAUCUCGCCGGUUCGAAUUCAUAUAUUCCGUUUUCAAUAAUGUGACCCCCCCUCCGGCCACUAGAGCCUGCUACAUUCACCGCACGUGAAAGCAAAUGAUCAAAUCGCACCCCAAACGGUGAUGGACUUUUCAAGAGAUUGUGUUUUGCCAACCACAAGUAUCAAGCCUACCGAGAAGUGAGAUGAUACCUGGAGUCGUGUAUAAAUGAGUACAGAACGACAUGCAGUGGCGUAGGUUUGAUUUAAGAUAAGAUUUAUGAUAAGAUGUGUCGUAAUUCUGCGUGAAGUUGAUAUCGUGGCCUGCUGGACGUUUUACAGUUCGUGAGAGAAUUUUCUGUGCUUUGGUCCCGGGUUAUUUACGCCCGGGCUAACAGCAGCAGUGGCAAUAGCACAACAAUUUACAACAACAACAACAACCACCACUGUUCACCACUAAGUUGCGGUGACGUCACCGCCCCCCCCCCCGUACCAGGCUCGGUGCACUUUGACGUCGUGUGAAAGUGUGGAAGGUUUUGCACGUUGAACGCACGCACACAAUGGUAACAACAGCCGCAGUUCACCGUUCAGUGGCGGUGACCCUCUCCACUGGUUCUCGUGCCAGGCUAGGUGCACGUUAACAGUGGUGGAAGGCUCGCUGGUGGGCCGUCAUCUAUCAGACCCCAGGUGUUAUGGGUUAACUCGGUGAGGUGACUGGCAUCACCACCUGUUGCGAGCCCACUUGCACACACACACACACUCUAGCGACUGCUUAUUCAAUGAACAAUUAAAAUAAAAUAAACUACCUAAACUUAUUUAUAUAAAAUUCUAUAUAUAUAGUGACACAGAGAGUUAGCAGAGGCUAUCCCGGUUCUAGUAAUAACACACGGUGUGUAUUUUUUUUUUCUCUUUCUGAACGAUGCAGUGAAAAGCGACGUGGAUAUUGAUCAGGUUUGGGAACGUGAUUUUUUGUUGUUGUAAAUCUAAAUGUGACACAACAACAACAACAAAAUCCAUCACUGCUUCGACGCCGGCGAAGCCCCAAGGCCUUCGCUUGCGUGACCGGGUGAAUUAUUUAAAACGAAACAUAAAAUUCUCGGCUCGGAAUUCUAAUUUUUAGACGGGAGCCGUAAUAUUCGAUCUUGGGACAGGAAUCUCUCUUUUGUCGUCGUAAUUGUUUCCCUCUUCCCUGAAAAGCACUAACUGCGUUUUAUACCAAGUGCCAUGCUGCUGAACUGCGUCAGGCGGACGGGAUAUUUACGAUGGCGAUGACAACGACGACGACGACGAUGAUGAUGAUCAGGGUCUAAUUUCUCCCGGGAUAUUUUGAGAGGAUUUACCGGACAUAGCAGUUGCGCCCGGGGGGGGGGGGGGGGCGGGGGGGGGGGCACGCACUUUGCUCUACUGGAGUAGAUGGCACGUGGCUUGUUCGUAGCCACGGGCAUGAGCGAGCGAGAGAAGGUAAACAUGAUGUGGUGUGCCGGGCGUGGGAAUAUUUUCCCGGAAUAGCUGACACCCGGACGGACCUGGCCUGAAAUUAAACCCUGAUGAUGAUGAUGAUGCCGCCGCUACUACUACUACUGUAAAACUCCUCUUAUUCGCGAUUAUGUCGUUGGGGGGGGGGGGGGGGGGGCAUCAAUGUUUAUUUUAUCCGUGGGGCGAUCUGCAAAUCGUACGGAUCGCGGAUGAGAGGAGUUUAACAGGACUCCCACUACGACUACGACGCCACUGCUGUACAAACUCCCACCAGUAUUUCUGAUCGCCGUAAGAUGAACACGGCGCGGAAUAUGCAAGCGACCCACCCCGCGGCCGCAUUGCUCCACGCCGAGUGGUCGAUGUACACUGCACCAGAGCCUCGCGAGUGAAACUCACCGCAGUUAUUUUACGGGCGGAAUCGGAGCUGCAUUGCGUACAAGGCGGGCGGGCGGGCGGACGCACGGGGAAGCGCACAUAGACCUAUAUAGAUACGAAUAUAUUUUUUUGUUCCUCGUGUGUUUCGCUAAACGGGCAGACGGUCUUUUUGUGGUGGGGGGGGAGGUGGGUUGGGGGGGGGGCACGAUGUGAUGUGAAACUCGGGAAAAACUUUGACCAGAUAUUUCUCGGUUUUUUUUUCCUGCAUUUUGUAAACACGUUUAUCCCCGUUCCUUUCAUCCCAAACGCUCCCCACUCCCAAUGAGACCCGGGGGGGGGGGGGGGUGGGCGGGCUUCAUUUCUCACCCGACUAUUUUCCGGGAUGCUGGGAAACUGGAGUCGUCGUCGGCGCAAUAAAAAUUGCGUCGGCUCGCAAUGCGCCGGCCCCGCACAGCGCUCGCUCCUCGCCCCCGUCGAGAGAGAACGAGCGCAGAGGCGUGAUAGGAGGAGGAGGAACCAAGGACGAGCAGCAGCCAGGCGGUGAGGAGCCGGUGCCAAAUUCCCCCACGAGCUCUGCGGUCCGAUCUAAUGAGACUGUUUACACGUGGGAGGUGAAACCGGAGCACCCGGACAAACCCCCAUGCGUGCGAGGGGGGAACGCUGUAUCCCCCUGAGCACGUGGAGUCGGCACUUUGCUCAACUGCCUUCUCCCGGCCAGCCAGGGUACGGGCAUCGCCUCGAUGCCCGGCGUGAAGGCAGUUUCACGACGUUUGCGUGAUCCACCGACCCUUGCCUCCACAGUGCUGGAUUACAGGGAUGCACCAGCACGCGACUGGUAGCAGCCAGAGCAGUAGCAAAGAAGAGGCUCUACUGGAUGUGCUGUGCCAGGCAGAGACAUAUUUUACGGGUUUCCAAUAGACCUGGGCAAACCCGGCUGAAAUGAAUCCCACUCGCGCACCCACUCACCCACCCACUCACCUAACCGCACAAGUACCCACUCACCUAAGCGCCCGCUUACCCGAUCAGCUACUCACCUACCUGCUCACCUGCUCACUCGCCUUCCCUGUCACCGACACCCAGGCUCCGUUUAUCACUGAUUAUUCCCAGCGUCGCUGGUGGGCUUUAUGUAGCAACUAAAACCAUCGCGAGAGGGAGGGAGAUACACGCUGUAUGUGGUUUUACCGGCAGGUCAAUUAUUUCUUCAGGCCGGCGACAGACCCGGCUGCAAGUGAGCCCUGCCCACAGCAACACCAAGGGCAGCAUCGUAGCCACCCAGUGUGAAACAUACAAAAAUCGUAGAUCAGCUCCGAAAUAUUUUUUUUGUUACGAAAGAAUUUGUUGGCAGUGAUACAAACCUUUCGCUCGAGGUCACGCGGCGCAAAUUCAAGGAGUUUCCGCUGAUCUUUGCGUUCUUCAU
This is a messenger RNA of Lethenteron reissneri (Far Eastern brook lamprey), 5148 nucleotides long. Its product is annotated as Krueppel-like factor 12. The record is from RefSeq and is a predicted model, not a curated record. Gene Ontology annotation, molecular function: RNA polymerase II cis-regulatory region sequence-specific DNA binding; DNA-binding transcription factor activity, RNA polymerase II-specific. NCBI's taxonomy places the organism in Eukaryota, Metazoa, Chordata, Hyperoartia, Petromyzontiformes, Petromyzontidae. Gene Ontology annotation, biological process: regulation of transcription by RNA polymerase II.